Molecule: messenger RNA, 1522 nt
Organism: Paraphaeosphaeria sporulosa
Lineage: Eukaryota; Fungi; Ascomycota; Dothideomycetes; Pleosporales; Didymosphaeriaceae
Exons: 2
Coding region: 162-1256 (364 amino acids)
Biological process (GO): U4 snRNA 3'-end processing; U5 snRNA 3'-end processing; nuclear mRNA surveillance
Cellular component (GO): nuclear exosome (RNase complex); cytoplasmic exosome (RNase complex)
Source: RefSeq, a predicted model, not a curated record
CUGCUAGUGUAGCUCCCGCAGCCAAAGGAGCGGUGGCAUUGCCAGCGCAGGCAUGACGCGCGACUCGCAACCGCAGCGGGGCCCGAGCGCGGCGUGUCGGCGGCCCUCGAAAAUAUGUACAGCUGCAGCCAGCACCACCAGCGCCCGCCGCCCACGCAACCAUGGCGCCCCCGCAGCCCCAGCAGGUCCAUCUCUCGCCCGCCGAGCUGUCGUUCCUGCGCGCGACCCUCUGCCAGGACCCGCCCCUCCGCUUCGACCACACCAAGCGCCCCAACGACUUCCGCUCCAUGCGCGCAGAGUGCGAUGUGCUGCCCGGCGCAAACGGAAGCGCCCGCAUUGCCCUCGACGACGGCACCGAGGCGCUUGUGGGCGUCAAGGCAGAGGUCGAAAGGUCCCAGUGGCGGCCGUCCCUCGAGGCGCGGGGCAGCGGGCUGGCGGGGGAUGCCGAGAUGCGCGACGCCGACGACGACGACGACGCCGCCGCCACGGGCAGGGGACAAGACGCGUGGAUAGAGAUGAGCGUCGAGAUUCCAGGCUUCCGCGACGACGACGCGCUGCCCGUGUUCCUCGCCUCGAUGCUCACCGAGAGCUUGCUCGCCAGCGGCGGGCUCAAGGACAGGCUGUACAUCAACAGCCGCUUCCACUGGAAGCUGUACAUCGACAUUCUCCUCCUCUCGCCGCCCCUGUCCUACCCGCUCGCUCUCCUGUCCAUGACCACCCACCUCGCCCUGCUCACCGCGCGCCUGCCCGCCUUGAAGUCGGAGCAGGACGAGGACCCGCUGUUCGACGACGACUGGGAUGCCGCCGUCUUCCUCUAUCCCAAGAGCAAAGCAAAUGCACCCGACGACAAGCCUCCAGUCAUUGUGCUAGCCAUGGCCGUCGGUCCCAACAUCAUCUUCGACCCGUGCAUGGAGGAACUGGCCGUCGCUGAUGCCGUGCUCGCAAUUGCAUGCGCGAAUGCCACUGCGUCAUCUACGCGCGCACGGAUUGUCUCGGUCCGCACCAUCGACCCUCCAUCCCACCUCACUCCUCCAGGCGUACCAAACUCGAUGAACUCCGCCACCGGUGGAACCGUCCCAGCAUCAAGUGCCGAAGCCUUGACACAGCGCGAGCUCCUCGCAAACUCUGGCGUCUGGACCCCUCCGAGAGGUGGCAUGAAGAGAGGACUAAUCUCUCAGGUCGUGAAGAUGGUGGUCGAAGAGGGAGGAGUUGCAGAAGAAGUCAUCAGCGCAUUGCAGGCCAUCGAACUCGGGUGAAGGGGCGACAAUCGCCUGCUUAGUCUUCUUACGCCCCGCAGAUUUUGAUGCAUCAGAUGUCGUCGCAGGGUGAAGCCGAUCGCAACUACAUGGUGAAUCGAGAGCGAUUGACGGCCUUGCAGCCGAUAACAUCGCCCCGACGUCGGCCGCACAGGGCGCUCUCUAGACCCAUGGCGAGUGUUGGCUCCUCCACCACAACCUUUGGCUUGCUUGGCUGGUGCCGAAAUAGAAGUCAGCCCUGCUCAGCCUUUUGUUCGAGCCGUGGG